AAAUAUACAUGCAAUUAUUAAAAGUAUAAACAAUAAUCACUUAUUAUUAAUAUAUAUAAAUGAUUGAUUAUUUUUAUAUUAUUUAAUUUUUGCUGUAAGAGUAAUGGUGUUAUCUUUAAUAAUUUCUAUAGUGUACAUUUAUGAAAAUAAAAAUUGAAAUGCAUUAAAUUUAAAGUGAUAAAUUAAAUAUUUUUGAAUGGGAUUUUGUUUACUAUUAUAUUUUUAUAACAUCAUAAACUGCGGAUGUUUGUGCACUUAUGACAAAUUAAUAUAUUGGGAUAUGUAUGAGAAUGUGUGUAAAUAUAAAAAUAUAUAAAAUAUCAAUAAUAAUCUACACGUUGUAUCGUUCAGAAAAUAAGUUUCUUUUUUUAGCUGCAGUAGUGUCGGAGAUCCAACUCCUCUACUCUAUCUAUAAUAUCUCUUUAUAUCUCUUCAUAUUUCUGCGACUUGAAGUUAUACUUGGAACAUUUAACGAAAAUAGUGAACUGACUUCAUCAUUCUGAUUUCUUAUUGAUUUUCUUUGCUUAAGCAUCACGUAAGAAAUAAUGUUAGGGACUGUGAAUGUAAUGUGAUAAACAGGAGUUUAAGUAACCAGGAAACUUUGUAACUUGGUAAUUACAUAACAAUUAAGGGGAUAAGAAGAUAUUUUUAUACGAUUAUUGAGCGAUUAAACUGAUCUACGCAAAUGAGGUUUAAUCACUUCACGCUUGAAAAAAUAGUGCCGCGAACAAAAUAAGAACAUAUCAUAUAUUUUUAUUAUUUUUAUUUUGUACGAAAUCGAAUGAAUCACAGCUACUUGUACUUGUGAAUGUAUUGAUUCGAUAAACUGAUUUAUAAAUGUAUAUAAUUUAUCUUUAAUCUCUUCACGCUCUUGGCCACGUAUGUGGACGUUUAGUUUUCUAUAAUUACAAUUACUGUCAAUAAUAAAAUGAACAAAAAUUUGACAAUAACAGAAAAAAAAUCGCCCCUGAAGAGGUUAAUAUAUUUCUGCGUUGAAGAUUUCAGACAUUUAGGCGAGUAAACACAUGUAGUUACUAAUCAUUUUUUUUACAGACGAGAAGUCAUGUUGAUUUUGUUUGCAAAUGAAGUUCUUUGGAGAUUGGAACAAGCGACCGAGAAAUCCCACAUCUAACAUUCACCAUGUCGGGUACACUCCUUUGGAAAUCCUUCUUCCAACAAAUAACUUUUGCUGAUUUGAUUUCGCUUAUUUACAACGUUCAACCUGACGCGAAGUAUGUCGGUUUCUACGAUUUGACGACACCUGUGAUCGCUAUUCGCGACAUCGAGCUGAUGAAGUCCAUCACAGUGAAGCACUUCGAGCACUUCCAAAAUCAUCGUAACUUGCAGACCGACGACGCAGAACCUCUGUUCAGCAAGAACCUCUUCGCCCUUCGUGACGAUCGCUGGAGAGAAGUAAGGACCCUGCUGAGUCCUGCGUUCACGUCUAGCAAGAUGAAGGCAAUGUUCAAUCUGAUGAACGAAUGCGCCAAUCGUUACGGGGACAUCCUGUGUACGUUGCCCGAGGGUGAGCGAACUUUAGAGCUCAAGGACGUUUUCACCAGGUACACGAACGACGUGAUCGCCACCUGUGCUUUCGGUGUGAAAGUGGACUCGAUGGCCGACAGAAACAACAAGUUCUAUGUGUACGGCAGGGAGGCUACGAACUUUUCUGGCAUAUCGAAGUCUUUGAAAUUGUUUGCAGUACGACUUACUCCUUUCCUAUCGAAGCUAUUUGGUAUAAAGAUGGUAAACCCCGAGAUCGCGAACUUUUUCAAAGAAAUGGUGGCUGACACCAUAAAAUACAGAGACGAGAAUAACAUCGUUCGACCAGACAUGAUUCAGCUGAUGAUGGAAACUAGGGGAAAACUGGGCCCAGGGAAAGAGCUCACUAUCGACGACAUGACCGCCCAAGCGUUUGUCUUCUUCUUCGGCGGUUUCGAGAGCACCUCGACCUUGAUGUGCUUCGCUGCUUACGAGGUAGGCGUGAACCCCGAGAUCCAGAAGAAACUGCAGGAAGAGAUCGACGAAGUUUUGGAGAACUGCAAGGGUGAACCGACCUACGACGCGAUCAAUGACAUGAAAUAUCUCGAUGCUAUUGUAUAUGAGGCGUUAAGGAUGUAUCCAGUCAUUGUGCAAUCGGACAGAGUUUGCACAAAACCCUUCGAGCUGGCACCAGCUUUGCCAGGAUUGAAGCCAUAUGUUAUCCAGGAAGGGGAAUAUAUUUGGAUACCGAUCUACGGGGUUCAUUACGAUCCCGAACACUUCGAGGAGCCGAACAAAUUCAAUCCUGAUCGGUUUUUCGACGAUCCAAAGAAGGUCGUCAAUUCUGGGACGUUCUUGAGCUUUGGAUUUGGGCCAAGGAUGUGUAUCGGUAACAGAUUCGCGCUUCUGGAGACAAAGGUCUUGAUGUUUCAUAUUUUUGCUCGUUGCACUUUCAAGCCGUGCUCCAAGACUAUUAUACCGAUGGUGUUGAGCAAGAAAGGAUUUCAAAUGACGUCUAUGGGUGGAUUUUGGUUCGAUGUCGAACCAAGGAAGAACAGGGUACCCGUUCUUGUUAAGUCUGGGGGCAAGACUAGCGUCUCCUAGAAUUUACUGUUUAUAUUGUCGCAUUUGUAUGUACUCGCAUUUAAAAAAUUUUACUGUGGAAUUUUUCUAUUUUUUUUUUUAAUGCUCGUUUAGAGUUGCAUCAACUACUCGUAGUGCCUUAACUUCAGGUAAUAUAAUUAAAUCUUGUUAAGGCAAAUGGUGUGUUUGAGAAUGGUAAUAACUUCUCUGGUAUUAAAAUUGAAUAGAUCGACGAAAACGAGCCUCGCUUUUCUAUUUUUAUCGUCGGUUAUCCCCAAUUCGUGUGACGCAAUUCGGCUCCUUGAAUUUAUAAUUAGCGCGAAACUUUAUUUAUACUGGGAACGGUUCGUGGAAUAGUGAGCCUAUUUUAUCAUUCCUAUUUCCUUGAUGUUUUCCUCUUCCUUUAUUUCUUUUCUUUGCUUCAGCAUUUUUUAACAAGUGGUAAUGUAAGAGAAAUAAUGUGAAAAAUUCUGAAUGUAAUCUAAUUGUGAAUAAAAGUAUAGAUUAUA
Hylaeus anthracinus is the source of this 3074-nucleotide messenger RNA. RefSeq names its product cytochrome P450 9e2-like. NCBI's taxonomy places the organism in Eukaryota, Metazoa, Arthropoda, Insecta, Hymenoptera, Colletidae. The record is from RefSeq and is a predicted model, not a curated record. The transcript is spliced from 2 exons. The coding region runs from base 1141 to 2586 and encodes 481 amino acids. Gene Ontology annotation, molecular function: iron ion binding; heme binding; monooxygenase activity.